Messenger RNA from Thamnophis sirtalis, 1073 nucleotides. It is a transcript of the gene BATF, whose product is annotated as basic leucine zipper ATF-like transcription factor. Gene Ontology annotation, biological process: regulation of transcription by RNA polymerase II. Gene Ontology annotation, cellular component: nucleus. Gene Ontology annotation, molecular function: RNA polymerase II cis-regulatory region sequence-specific DNA binding; DNA-binding transcription factor activity, RNA polymerase II-specific. NCBI's taxonomy places the organism in Eukaryota, Metazoa, Chordata, Lepidosauria, Squamata, Natricidae. The record is from RefSeq and is a predicted model, not a curated record.
UAACACCAUUUGAUUUUCCCAGAGUCGGUAUUUUUUUAAAAAAAACCUGUAACAUUUAAUUUCAAAGUUUCCGCCCACGUGACUUUCAGUGAAGUCCCUUGAGGCUUCCGAGAACCCACAUCAGCUAAAGGGAGGCGAAGAGCCGCGGGAGAUGCAUUGCUCUGAAGGCCAAGGGGGACGUAGCUGCUGACAGGCGCGGUGAGAGAAGGGGGAGAAAGUGAGCGGCUGGCUCAGAGGACGGGCAAAGGAGAGAAAGUGUCCAGUUUAAAGGAAAAGCGGGCUAAGACUACCAAGGCCUGAAGGAAGAAGGCAAGGGAGUCGACAGGCAGGGGGUGCUGCGAGCCAUGCCCCAUAGCUCUGACAGCAGUGACUCCAGCAGCUUCAGCCAGUCCUCUUCAUCCAGCAAACAGGACUCUUCUGAUGAUAUGAGGAAAGUACAAAGAAGAGAAAAGAAUCGCAUCGCAGCUCAGAAAAGUCGGCAGAGACAGACACAGAAAGCAGAUAACCUGCACUUGGAGAGUGAAGACUUGGAGAGACAGAAUGCUGCUUUGCGGCGAGAAAUCAAACAACUAACAGAUGAACUGAAGCAGUUUUCCACAAUGUUGAAUUCGCAUGAGACUCACUGCUCGAUUCUCCAGACACAACCUCCAGUCCCUUCAGAGGUGCUUUUUGCCCCAAUUGCUUUUCCUCAGAGCCAUAUCAGCUCACCUUGUUUCCAACACUGAUAUCAACACUUGGAUUGGGGGAAAAAAGCUUGGAUUCCAUGCCUAGAACAAUGAGAUGAGGUUUCUGCCUUGGACAGCUCAGAGUAUCCUCAUGUCUCUGUUUAGCAGAAUGAGGAGUCAAGAUGUCUUGGAUCUGGCCUUGGGCAGAUAGCAGGACGUAAAAGAAGAGUUGCUGCAAAGGGCUUGCGUUGGGGAAUGAGGUCCCGAGAACAAGAUAACCACAUAUUUCUGUUAUUUGCACUGAAGUACUGCAAAUUGAUGUGUGUUUUUUUGCAAAAUGUGUAUGCUACUGGCUCUAGGAACAUGACUCAGAAAGUGGCUAAAAGAAAUACAUUACUAAAUAAAAAA